AUGGUGGACCACUUCACUCGCUGGCCCGAAGCAACGCCCGUCGCGGACGUCACAGCCGAGACCGUCGCCACCGCAUUCGUCGACACCUGGGUGGCACGCUUUGGAUGUCCCAGUCACGUGACAACUGACCGCGGCCGCCAGUGUGACUGCGCGUUGUCCACGCACGUCGCCAGACUGUGUGGCACCCGGUUACACAGGACAACCAGCUACCAUCCGGCGUCGAAUGGCAUGGUCGAACGGUUACACAGGACUCUCAAAGCUGCUCUAACCUGCCACGACACCUCAUGGCCAGAGGCGCUCCCACUGGUGCUGCUCGGCCUGCGAGUCACGCCGAAGGAGGAGAUCGGCGCGUCACCUGCCGACCUCGUUUACGGGCAGUCUCUGACAAUCCCAGGCGAUUUUGUCGAAGAUGUAAGACUCCCACGCGACGCCGGGGUACCCACUCUGGCGGAAUGUCUGCGUAAUCACAUGGCCGGCCUCCGGGCGCAUGCACCAACGCGGCACGGCACCAGGAAGAUAUUCAUCCAUGCCGACCUGUAG
Messenger RNA from Schistocerca piceifrons (Central American locust), 540 nucleotides. RefSeq lists its product as uncharacterized. Bases 1 to 540 code for a protein of 179 amino acids. The transcript has a single exon. Gene Ontology annotation, biological process: DNA integration. Gene Ontology annotation, molecular function: nucleic acid binding. The record is from RefSeq and is a predicted model, not a curated record. Lineage: Eukaryota; Metazoa; Arthropoda; Insecta; Orthoptera; Acrididae.